UCCUUUGUUCGUUCGAGUGUCCUUGAUCUCUCAUCAUCAGCGCGCGCUUGGAGCUCAUCAUUGCCAGUGACUGCAGUGAUUCCGGGCCAUUGUAUACCUUCCAUGAGAGUAUCUGUGGGUGUAUGUGUGCGCGCGUCCGCUUGUAGUGGUAAUGUGUUUGUCCCGGUCGGGCUCAUUAGUCCCUUUAAGUUUGUCAUCCCUUUUCCCUUUUUGGCGAUGCAGGAAAGGAUGCAGGACACAGAGUAACAGAAUUCUUUACUCCUCCUUUGCUCCAGUGUGUGUGUGUGUGUGCCGCGGUCGUUAGUGGCACCGAACAAAAGGAUGGAACGAUGGGGUGGAUCUUGAAGGUGGUGGCGUGUAAGUAGCGAAAGAGAUUUAGCCAGAUUAUUGCAGUGCUAAGGCAGUGUGGGAUCAAGCUGCUGGGAGGGGAGGGAGGGGGGGGGGGUUUGGGCAAGCUAACAAACAAAUGGAAAACAUGCAGACACACAAAUAGAAAUAUCCUUACAUAUUGGGUAUUGCUCGGGCCAUGGGCACUUAAGCUUUGAUGCUGAUACACACUGGAUGCACCAAAAGAGCACUAUUGCCGAAAUAAACCACCUAAUGAUGGGCGGGGCGGGGGGGAGAGGAAACCCUUUUUGAAGCUCAGAAACGGAAGGAUGGAAGGUUGCCAUUGUUGUACGGAAAAGUCUGCAGUGCUCUUCGCUUACCUCCCACCGAACCAACAUUGUCUCCCCCAUGACCUAAGCCAAGAGGUUAAGAUGAUCAUCUGUACUGUUAUUUUUUAGUAUUUUAGCUCCGCAUUAAAGGAUGUAAAGAGUAUCAUAUUUGUCAUACUUUGUAUGCGCUUCCCAUCUCUUUCGGUUGCGAAAUUUACGUCUAAAAACCACUCGACACCCUUUCUGGUCUUUUGUGCUGUGGGUGGUGCUUAUCCUCCAUUCCUCGGGGGAAGUGUAUGUGUGUGUGCGUGUGUACAACACAAGGCCCUCGAUUCGUCCUGUUUGGUUGAGUUUUGGAGUGCGUCUCAGGAGGGCAUCUCAUUAAUAGACUAUCUUCAGCCGGGUACCAUCCCGAUACGCCGUAAGAUCAAACGAUGCAAAUCGAACUGCUGCCACGAUAACACCGGAACCAAACAGCUUCCGAAUCCUGGCUCAUUCGAGCAGCUUUGUGUAACAUAAAUAAGCCACGCAGGAGAGCAUCCUUCUAACAACGUGGUUUAAAAAUAGCUUACACGCUGGAUUUACGCUCAACCUCAUUAGUGUCACGUGGGGCGGCCCCGUGCCCCGUGCUUGACUUGCUCACCCCCCUUGGAUGAGAGGGUGUGUGGUGGAUUUAUGCUACCGGAAAAGGGGCUGGUUUAACCAGGCAAAUCAAUCAAUAAUUGGCGGUCGAGCGGUGCAAUGAACGUGCCGCUUUUUGUUGCAUUUUCCCUCCCUUUGUUGCCUGUAUAAUUUAACGGCUGUGAUCGACUGUGUUUCAAAUUCAAUGGGCGGGAACAGUCCGCCGGUCGCGCGGUCAUCAGUGCAUAUUUAAUCCUUCCUUCCUGAUUCCAUUUAAAUACGACGGCGGAUCCACAUUAAACGUAGGCUCAAGCGAGAGCUGCUGCUGCAAGUGCAAACAAAAAAAAUGGACCAACCAACGGACGAGCUGGUGCGUUUCGAGUCGUUUAUCCGUGUGCCGGAAAUUUUCUUCGCCAUGAUCGGUGUGGCACGGUACGGUGAGCCGAAGCGAACGCUUCGGGCGUACCUGAAGCAACUGCUCUUCUGGUCGUCCUGCAUCAAUACCGGCUUCUGUCUCGUGAUCGAGCAUAUCUACUUCGUGAAGGCGGCCGGUAACUUUACCAACUUUCUGCAGCUGACCGCACUGGCACCGUGCAUGGGCUUUACCGCGCUGUCGUUCGUGAAGAUCAUGACGAUCAAGCUGAACGAGACGAAGCUGACCGAUAUGCUGCACCGGCUGGAUGCGCUCUUCCCGAGCACGGUCGCACUGCAGCAGCGGUACGGUGUGUACCAGUACAACCGUGAAUCGCAGGUCGUGAUGAAAUCGUUCUCGAUCCUGUACAUGAUCCUGAUCUGGAUGUUUAACCUGCUGCCGCUGGUGUCGAUGGUGGCGGGAUACGUUAGCGACGGCACGUGGCACAAGCAGCUGCCGUACUUUAUGUGGUACUGGUACGAUUGGCACCGGCCCGGCUACUUCGCGGUGACGUUUCUGCACCAGAACUGGGGCGGGUUCGUGUCGGCCGUGUUCUACCUCUCGACCGAUCUGAUGUUCUGUGCGAUCGUGCUGCUGCUCUGUCUGCAGUUUGACAUCGUGGCGUACCGGUUGAGCCACGCGCUGCCCGAUGACCACCAGGAGCUGGUCGGGUGCGUGCGCAUCCAUCAGGCGGUGAUCGAGCUGUGCAAUGAGCUGGAGCACAUGUUUUCCCCCUCGCUGCUGGUCAACUUUCUCAGCAGCUCCGUCAUCAUCUGUUUGGUCGGGUUUCAGGCGACGGCUGGGAUUACGCCGGCGGAUCUGUUCAAGUUUGUGCUGUUUCUCGUCUCGUCGCUGGUGCAGGUCUUUCUGCUGUGUUACUAUGGUAACAAGCUCAUCGUGGCGAGCUCCCAAAUUCCCUACAGCGCUUUCGAGGGGAACUGGAUCGGGGCGUCCGUUUCUUACCAGCGAUCGCUGCUGUUCGUGAUGUUACGCUCCACCACCGUGCAGAAGCUGACUGCGCUGAAAUUCUCCAUCGUUUCCCUGGCGAGCUAUUCGAAGAUACUAAGCACCUCGUUCUCGUACUUUACGCUACUGAAAGCUAUGUACGAACCUAACGAGAAGAAAAUGAAGUGAACCGUUACUUACAUCGCAUCUAGUAGUCAUCGUUUCUGCUGCAAACGAAUAGAUUUCAAGCGAAAAUACAAACCACCGGUAACAUACAAACCGAAAAUCAUGUUAGCAAACCUGCCGAAAGGGAACAUCUUCAACAGCACAAACGAAAACAUUUCGGAGUUUCAUCUCCGCCAUCUCCUUAAACCUACGCACACACACAAACACUAGAGAACACGGGUUUAGAUUUAAAGAGAUAAUCUUUAAAUUUUAUUAUUUCCUUAACGCUGAUCCAAUAGCCAGCCGUGGGAUGUUAUAAAGUAAAUAUUCCGCGCGCUCCUUCGAUACGUGUAGCCCGAAACAAUGGCUGGGGGUGGUGGUAGCACUUUGUUUACACGCGCGCGUACGCACUCACACUCACACCUUCUUCCUCACCCGAAUUCCAACCAACUUAGAACUUCAUACGGUGCGGGAACAUGUUGGUGCGCAGCGAGAACAUCGACUUCAGGUAGCGCUGAAUCAGCUUGCCCUCCGGGUGGGCCUUGAUGGCGGCCAUCACCGCGGUGUCGACCGUCUUCUGGUCCGCCUUGCGCUGCUCCGUCGGCACGUACUUGAACUCCUUGCGCGCGAAGAUGUCCCGCUCGGUGCGCGAGUCCUUCUUCGGGUGGACGCGUCGGAAGUAGCGAUCGUCGAUGUGCUCCGGCACCUUCACGCCCCGCAGGUUGACGCGCGUCGUGGUGGCGAUGACGUAGUUCUGCGCGAUACGGCGCAUCGGGCAGGAGUUGAGCUGGAACGGACCGGUCACCAGGAGCAGUCCGGUCUUGAGGGUCUUCAGCAGCACCACUCGCUUUCCCUUAUGACGGCCGGCGAGCAGGAUCAGCACCUUGCCGGGCUUCAGCGACUUGCGGAUGUUGCGCUUGUGGUUGCGGAAGCACCUCUUGGCCGGGCGCUUGUGGGCGAAGCGCUUCGUCGGCAGGUUGGCCUUGUUCUUGCGCAGCAGCACCGUACGCUCGCCGCCGUUCUUCGCACCGCCAAUCUUCUUCACGAUGGUGACGGGCUUCUUCGGCUUCACCUUCGCCGGAUCUACCGUCUUGGCGGAGAGGGGCAGACGCGUCUUGACCAUCCGGGAGCGCACCGCACGGUACAGUCCGGCCGUUAGCAGGCUGGCCGGGUACUUGCUGACCUUCUGCACCUUUUUCGGUGCCUUUCGGACCUUCUUAACAGCCUUGGCCGGAGCGGCGGCCUUCGUUUCCUUUGGGGCCAUCCUGAAACACGUGUAAAUAAGUGAAACACACUCCUAGAAAAGAA
Anopheles gambiae (African malaria mosquito) is the source of this 4107-nucleotide messenger RNA. Its product is annotated as odorant receptor 85c. Lineage: Eukaryota; Metazoa; Arthropoda; Insecta; Diptera; Culicidae. The transcript is spliced from 3 exons. Gene Ontology annotation, biological process: detection of chemical stimulus involved in sensory perception of smell; sensory perception of smell. Gene Ontology annotation, cellular component: plasma membrane. The record is from RefSeq and is a predicted model, not a curated record. Bases 1624 to 2823 code for a protein of 399 amino acids. Gene Ontology annotation, molecular function: olfactory receptor activity; odorant binding.